AUGGAAUCUGAAGAGGAAUUUCAAAAAAAGGCGAAGCAGUUAUUCUAUAAAACUUCGGCACAGCAAGUAGGAUUGAGAGCAGUCGAAAUUGGUGAAAGGAGUAAGAAUGGUAUUGAUGGAAAAUUCACCAGACAUUUGCUGGACUCUGGAAUGUGGAGGAAUAAUGGGUUGUAUACAAGAGUGGAAAAUGAUAGAUAUAUAGAUGGAAGCAAGGAUUGGAUGGAUAAAAUAAACUAA
This is a messenger RNA of Blepharisma stoltei, 237 nucleotides long. The record is from the annotation of a GenBank genome assembly. Lineage: Eukaryota; Ciliophora; Heterotrichea; Heterotrichida; Blepharismidae.